CUCUUGUGCUUCCGGCAGACCAUGUGGUUAAGAUGGCGGCUCCCAGUGCUGAGAUACAGUUUGCUCAAAGAUUAGCUGCAAAUGAGAAGAAAAUACGCAAUAAGGCCCUGAAGAAACUAAGGAAAUAUAUCCACUCAAAAUCUGCUGCUAAGCCAGGACUGACAGAGGAGGACCUCAUCAAGCUAUGGAAGGGUCUUCACUACUGCAUGUGGAUGCAAGACAAGCCCUUGCUGCAGGAGGAGCUGGCUGUCCACAUCACCCGCCUUGUCUUCAGCUUCACCAACACUGCGGCAGCCAUGACAUUCUUCAAGGUGUUCCUGGUGACAGAAGCUCGCGAGUGGAACGGCAUCGACAGACAGCGGCUGGACAAGUUUAUGAUGAUGACGCGGCAGAUGCUCCACCAAGUGUUUGUGCUGCUGAGACAGGGUGGAUGGGCGGAGGAGAUGAUCGCCGCCCUGGCAGAGGUGAUGCGUGCGACGACGCUGAGCACGACGUCGGACAGCAUCCCCGACAGUUUCUCCAUGCACCUUGCUGACAUCUACCUGUCAGAGCUGGCCAAGGUUGGAGCCCAGCAGCUGGAUGGUCAGCAGAUCCUGUCUCUCCUCAAAGUGUUUGACGACUACCUGCAGACUGGGAGAAGGCCUCUGGUGCUGAAGAGGAUCAUUGGAAGUGUGUACAACAACGUGGUGGAGCAGACAGCGGAGAGGUUGCGGCGGGAGGGAGAGAAGAAGGAGGAGGCAGUGGAGGAUGGGAUGGAGGGGACAAAGGAUGACUCGGACUCUGGCUACGACGAGGACUCGGAACCCAAACUGAAGUUUGACUGCUCGCUGCUUGCAGAUCAUCUGUUCCAAGUGGGGAGCCAGGAGCGAUGUCGGGGAACAAACAGACAGAUGCUGUACAGGACUGUCAACAGGUUGCGGGAUGCCGCGGCAGGUGCUGUACCGACCGCUGAUGAGGCGGAGGACUACGACCCUGAUGCAGACUUAGAGGAUGCUGUGAUGAGGCUGGUGAAUCUCAAUCCUAAAAAGAAGAAGAAGAAACGCCAGCAAGAAGCAACAGAUAAGGUGAACACACAGGAUAAGGUGAACACACAGGAUAAGGUGAACACACGGGAUAAGGUGAACACACAGGAAGAAGUGGAAGUGGAAGCACAGGACGAAGUGGACGCACAAGAUGAGGUUGCAGGUGAAACAGAAGAAGAUGGCGUCAAGAAAGGGAAGAAGAAACAAAAACGCAAACUCCAGGAAACGGCGUCGGAGAAGAAUGCUUCAAAGAAAGUGAAGUUAACUCCAUCCAGUGAGGCUGAUAAAAAGAUAAAUCUGGAUACAAGCAGUGCUGUGUCAGAAACAGAUUCCCCUAAGAAGAAAAAGAAGAGGAAGAGGAGGAAGAAGAAGGGGGCCCAGUCUGCAGAGGUGGCUGAACAAGGGGGAGAUAAGUCAGUGUCCAAGGGAGGCAACUCCCAAAACGAUGAAAGUUUAGACACUAGCCCACCAAACAAUAAGAGUUGUGAAACUAUUCCCAAGGAACAAGGCAGUUCAAGCAAGAAGUCUAAAAAGAAGAGAAGGUUAAAAUCAACUGAAGAGAAGAAUGAGGAGAAAGAUGUUUCUCCUCCAAAGAAAACAAAAGCAGUGCCUGUGGACGGUAGCGUCAGUAAGCAGCUGUUCAAGGACGAAGGGAAAGAUGGUGAGAACAAAAAUAAAGGAAACAAGAAAAAGUCCAAAAAAAGUUCAUUGAAGGAAGAUGAGAUAGUUAGUGUUGGCAAGGAGACAAAGGAUGGAACUGCUAGUGUUGGCAAGGAGACGAGGGAUGGAACUGCUAGUGUUGGCAAGGAGACGAAGGAUGAGCCCCUGCUAGAGGGAGAGGUGGAGAUAUGGGUGCCCAGCAAAAAGCAUCAGGCCAAGGUCAAGGCUGAAGAGAAAAAGACCAAGGACAGGAAGUCGAAAGGAUCCGAAUUUGCGAAGUUUGAGAAGAUGUCAACUCCACCUGCUGCCUUUGUGAAGAAAGCCGUUGCCAAGGUGAUGAAGACACCGGUUAAAAAGACCGGCGACGCCCUACAGGCCACACCCGAGAUGACAGCCAGUGAGAAGAAAGUCAAGUUUAACAUGAAGAAGAAUACCGCCCAGAAGUUCGAGGACAGUAUAACGGUCAGUCCAAUGCCAGCCUUCAACCCUAAGAUGACCCCGACGCAGGGCAUCCUCAAGUCUCCCGCGUCCUCUGAUAUGGCUUCAGCACAGAAGUCCGGCAAGAAGAAGAAGAAGAAGAAGUCGAUGGGUGGUAACGCUGACAAAAACACUCCAGUGACACGCACGACUGAAAAAACUCCUGGUUCAAACAAGAAGACACUCACACGAUCUCGGGCAGCAGAUUUCUUCUGAGUUGUGUCACCAUGAAUGUUGUACUGAUAUUCAAUAGCAACACAAGAGGCCUAUGCGCUAUACGCCAAGGAUGCCGACAAUAUCGACUCCACACCAGCCUCCGUAACACCGAGGUCUGCUGCAACUACAACUACAAGUGUCCUGGUUGCCAAGGUUGUUGUUAUGGUAACAGGUGUGAUUGUCCUGGAAGCAGGAGUGUCCUGUUAUACUUUGUGACCACUCACUCACUCACUCACUCACUCAUGUAACAGAUCGUGUACAGUGGUACUAUAGACGGGAACAGGGAUACACUGAGUUAACGCAAGUUCACUGGCAGCUGUCUAUAGCUG
Molecule: messenger RNA, 2704 nt
Organism: Haliotis rufescens (red abalone)
Lineage: Eukaryota; Metazoa; Mollusca; Gastropoda; Lepetellida; Haliotidae
Product: ribosomal RNA processing protein 1 homolog A-like
Exons: 11
Coding region: 33-2375 (780 amino acids)
Biological process (GO): rRNA processing
Cellular component (GO): preribosome, large subunit precursor; nucleus; preribosome, small subunit precursor
Source: RefSeq, a predicted model, not a curated record